AUGUCCCCCUCCAUCACUCUCCACCACCUCGACGUCUCUCGCUCAAACAGGAUCUUCUGGGCCCUCGAAGAGCUCGAGCUCCCCUACAACGUCCAAGUCCACUACCGCCUCCCCACCCGCUCCGCCCCUCCCUCCCUCAAACAGAUCUCCCCCCUCGGCCGCGCCCCCGCCCUCACUAUCGACGGCAAGCUCUACACCGAAUCAUCCUUCAUCGUCCACUCUCUCCUCGCUCUCCCUGACGUCCGAGUGCGGGCGAAGAAGGGAGAAGUGCAGGUGCAGGUGGAAGAGACGGAGGGCGAUGUGUUUUGGAGUCAUUUCGCAGAGGGGAGUCAGAUGAAUUUGUUUCAGGCGUCGGCUACUGUUGGAGCCACGUCGGCUGGGUGGCUUAAGGGAGCGCCUGGAGUGCCCGAGCUGAGUGAGGAGGCCAAGAAGGGUAUCCAGCAGUACACUGGGUGGUUGCAGGAAGCAUAUCUCAAACCCAACAUCCAGUCCACCAUCGACUUUGCCGAGAAUGCUCUUGCUAAACAAGACGCCCCCUUCUUCUCCGGCACCGACAAGCCCGGCGAAGGCGACUUCUUGAUGUUCUUUGCCAUCGACUCUCUCCUCCAAGGUACCCGCAAAGACGCUGGAUUUACCGUUGGCCCGAACCUCAAAAAGUGGCAUGAGACUGUGCUUGCGAGGCCUGCGGCGCAGAGGGGGUUGAAGAGGCAGGCGGAGGAGGAGGAGAAGCAGAGGGGCAAGGCCAAGAUCUAA
Molecule: messenger RNA, 753 nt
Organism: Cryptococcus wingfieldii CBS 7118
Lineage: Eukaryota; Fungi; Basidiomycota; Tremellomycetes; Tremellales; Cryptococcaceae
Product: glutathione transferase
Exons: 5
Coding region: 1-753 (250 amino acids)
Source: RefSeq, a predicted model, not a curated record